Nicotiana tabacum (common tobacco) is the source of this 2253-nucleotide messenger RNA. The record is from RefSeq and is a predicted model, not a curated record. NCBI's taxonomy places the organism in Eukaryota, Viridiplantae, Streptophyta, Magnoliopsida, Solanales, Solanaceae.
UGCCUGAGGCUUCAGCCCCAUAAACUUGGCCAUGUAUAUCCAAGAAGCCCAAUCAUUUGAAUAAGACCAAGCCCGACCCGAGUCCAAAAUCGUCACCGCUUCUCCUCUUGUUCUAAAACCCUACCAAAACCCCAAAUUCAUUGUUGCAGAAACAUAAAUUUAGAACGAACCAUGGCCAUUUCCAGUGGUUUCGCAUUUUCUUGUCGUCCGCAUUUCCCCCUCUCUCAUGGCAUGCGAAAGGUAUUUGUUAGCUGUGCCGCAGCAAUUGAAGCAAUUGAAGAGACCGACAGUGGCAAAGAACCAGCGGAAUGGAAGAGGUUCAACUCCAAGGAAUUAGGAAUUAGCAGUUCGAUGAUCGCUAAGCCUACAAGAGUUGUUCUUAAUGGUCUCAAAAGUAAAGGAUUUGAAGUUUACCUUGUGGGGGGCUGUGUUCGGGAUCUUAUUUUAAAACGAACGCCCAAAGACUUUGACAUUAUAACUACAGCUGAACUUAAAGAGGUGAGGAGAACAUUUUCACAUUGUGAGAUAGUUGGAAGACGGUUUCCAAUCUGCCAUGUGCAUGUUGAUACUGAAGUUGUGGAGGUUUCAAGCUUUCACACCUCAGGAAUAAGGUCUGAGAGGGGCUUGAGUUUAUCUUUUGAGAAGCCAGUUGACUGUGAUGAGAAGGACCACUUUCGAUGGAGAAAUUGUUUGCAUAGAGAUUUUACAAUUAAUGGGUUGAUGUUUGACCCUUAUUCAAAAUUCGUCUAUGAUUACAUGGGAGGAGUGGAUGAUAUCAGGAAAGCUAAAGUACGGACAAUCGGGCCUGCUAGUUUCUCAUUCAUAGAGGAUUGCGCUCGAAUCCUUCGUGCAGUUAGAAUUGCUGCCAGACUAGGAUUUCGAUUUGGAAGGGAGACGGCUCUUUCUAUCAAAAACUUAUCAUCUUCCGUCUUGAGGCUUGAUAGGGGAAGGCUCCUCAUGGAAAUGAAUUACAUGUUAGCUUAUGGCUCUGCUGAGGCUUCAUUAAGAUUGUUGUGGAAAUUUGGUCUUCUAGAAAUACUUUUGCCAAUUCAGGCAGCAUAUUUCGUUUACUAUGGCUUUAGAAGACGCGAUAAGAGGUCUAACAUGCUUUUGUCUCUGUUUUCCAACCUCGAUAAAUUACUGGCCCCUGAUAGGCCAUGCCACAGUAGCUUAUGGUAAGAUUCUUUGCACAGGCUUCAGCAAGUAAGAUGGUUUGUAAGCGUUCUAUGUAUCAAUUUCAUUUUCAGUUUAUGGGAUAUUCACUGGAUUGUGUACUAUUUUUCCUAUUUCUGCAUGGUAAUUCUCUUGUGUCUGGCACCAGGACUUUUCCUCUAAAAAGUUGGUUAAAGGACUGUUAAAGGUACUAGAUUGAAAAGGAAAAUUGAAGAACAAAAUUCUCAUAUAUGUAUAUAAAGGACCAUUGAAAAUACUAGGUAGAAAUGGAAACCUAAAGGACAAAUCAAAUAUGUUUGUGUGUGAUCUUUGACUUCAUAAAAAAAUCUAUGUACCCCUAGAAAAAAUAAUUUUGACAGAGAAGUUGCUGCUCUAACUUUUUAAUAUCUAGAAUGUCUUGCACGAUUCUCCCAGUCAGGUUGACUGGGCUUGUUUACUGGUCCAAAUGUGCCAAUGUUCCAUAUAUGAUAGAAUUGCAAACCCUCGGGUUCCCCAGUGUAACUCUUUCAACGGAUUUCUCAGUCAGAUAAAUGCAAGCGAACAAUACUUUUGGCAAGUAAUUGAAAACAUGCAAGUGCAGAAUUUUUCGUAAUAUGUUUUAAUCAUGUUAGUAUGUUUACUGCUAAGACCUAUGCUUUCUAAGAGUCUUUUAGCCUUAUUAGAGAUUCUUAUGCCCUUAGCAAAUAUGAGAACUUUUAGUGCUUUUUACUUCUAAUUAUUUUGUUUUGUAUGAUGUUUGCCCGAGAUGAAUUUAAAUGGAGAAACAUGGUCAAUGAGGAUUUAUAUAGGCGAGACCAACUUGUUUGGGACUAAGGUGUAGAUGUUGUCAUUGUUGUUGUAAUUGAAAACAUGCAAGUGAACAAUCUUACUGAGAAAUCUGGCACAUUUGUUGGCCUCAUAGUGACGGAUUCUAUUGUUUGUUUGGAGCUAACUCAUCUUGCUUUACAUACCUAAAAUUUUCAAGUGAUUGGAGCUGCACAAUCUGCACUUUUUCUUUGAGCAGUAAUUGCACCUGAAAUCUGCCUAGUUAUGUGCAUAUAUUCUGUCAUUUGUGAUUCCUAGUCAAAGAACUAAUAAUUU